GGGAGGGACGCACACAGAGUGACGAGGGGGGAGGGACGCACUGAGACGCACACAGAGUGACGAGGGAGGAAGCUUAGACAGAGGAGGGGGGGCAGCAGCAUGAACCGAACCAAAGGCUAAAGGAGCGAGCAGCCAACACAACUUGGGCUUGUGGGCAGCUUGGUGACCGGAUUGUAGCCAUGUCCAAUAAUAACAGGACAAGCAGCGAGUCCACUACCCCCCCAGGUACCGGGAGAGGCUUCAAGGCAGCGAAGGGGAGAGACCCCUCCUGUGCUGAAAGGAGAGGAGCCAACACUUCAACCUGGCCCCCCGACACUUGCCUGGUGGAGGCGGUUUGCACGCUGCUCUGCCAGCUCCACGAGAUGACUCACAAGGGGGGGAAUGAGGGACUCUUUAUCGUUUGUAUCACAGGGUUUUAUUUAAGUUAUUAAAGUCCUUGUUCUACAUUUGCUUUUGGAAACUCUUUCAUUUCACUCACAAUCACAAUCACACAAUUCUCUUGAACUAUUCUAACUGACCAGCAUUUAACCGUCUUAGACAACUGGCAUCUGAGGAGGCCUUGACCUACUGACCUUCUACUUCAUCUUAUGACUACUCCUACUUGGCCUGAGGCGGGACUCGAACCGCAGAUCUUCUGCAUCACAUUGCACAUCUGGCACCACUGGCCCCUCCCCUACCUGUUGAUCCCCCUUUUGCCCCCCUGCUUCUACAGAGAGGCUCCUGCGUCGUGGGGGCACCUUCUUCUCUGUUUCAAUGUUUCAAUUUCCAGGAGCCAAUCGGAGAGCUCAGAUCGCUGGUUCAAUUUCCAACAACCUAUCACGCUCUCCAAGUUUCGGGCAUCCAAUCGGAUGCUCCAUUUGUUUCAAUUCGACUUCUCGAGCCGCCAUCUUGGAUCCUCGCUACCGAGCGCUCAAUGUUUUAAAACUACCCGGCAGAUAUAACGACGUAAGUACAACAAUGUCAACUCUAUUCUCUUUUAGUGCCAUAGUGGUAAUGAAUCGGUGUUUAAUUUGAGUGUAAGUGGGGGUACUAAUACUAAAUAAAUGUGGCAGGUCGCCCACAAUAAAGCUGCUAUCGGAUCUGCGUAAUAGAUGCUUGCUACGGCCGUGACGUCACUAUUAUUAUCAUCAGUAAGUUUUAUUUAAUUCGGUGAAUGAAACCCGGUCUAAAAACGCGUAUUGGAGCUAACAGACUCGUCUCUGCGUGUUUCGGCUCGUUUAUUGAUGACGGCGUUUACGUGACAGGCAGCGCUUUAGCAUCGGUGCUGCGUCACACGUUUACUAUAGCACUUAUUAUCAAGUUAUACUUUAUUACAACGUGUUUUAAACAGUCCAGUAGAAUUGUGACGUUUGCCAUUCAUGUGGACUAAUAAUUAAACAAAGUGUGCAUAUAUCUAUAGACAGACACAAGCUGGGCUCUGAUAGAAAGGUUUUAAUGAGAAGAGGAAAUGCAGGAAUACAACUGAUGUCACAAAUGAGAGGGUCACGUGUCACGUCCCGUAUUCUGCCAAAAAUGUCCUUUUGUUUAGAUGGAACACCCUACUUUCACAAAGGCCCCUAGUGGGACCAUCCUUAUUUACUUUUUGCGUGAGGAGCCCGAUUGUGAGACAGUCUGCCCCGAGCCCCAUAAGCUUCCAUACAAAUCUGCCGACAUUAAAAAAAACACAGACGGUACACUUUUUGUAAACGGCUGUUUGAGCAGUUUUUAAACACAUAGAGACAUAAAAACUACACUCAUGUGUUCGGUAGAGUCUUGUGUCUCUCAAAAUGGCUACUCCAAUUAGUUUUGCUCCAGGAAGCAUUUGUUUCAGGUGUGGAUUUUGUCCAAAUCUCUUCGCGCUGUUCGCUGUGAGCUCAUUAGCGACCAGCUGGUGAUCGAUGGACAUGAAGACACAGCUCAGGAGUCAUCCACUGCGCAGGGACGUGUAGGUUUAACCGUGUUUAGCUAACCGUACAUGGACGUGUAGGUUUAACCGUGUUUAGCUAACCGUACAUGGACGUGCGCGUCGUGAGUUGGGACGGAGACCCCGGACGAGCAGACCGUAAGUAAUGUGGAGGCAGGACGGUUAGAUAUGUGGGACAUGGGAGAGCGAUACGUGCUAGCUAGCUAAACUGCUAACGAGGCUACUCCCUGUAUGCUGGACUUAAACCGGGGGCGUGACGUCAUUGAGCUGCUGGCGGAGCCCGGGAAGGACACCUGUGAUUGAGGAAGCGAGACGGUAGGAUGUCAGCUAAUCGCAAGUUUAGCAUCAAGUUAAGUUCAGGGUCCGUGUCGAGGAAGGAUGACUGUCGGAGUGGCCGUGUGAUGGACGAGCGUCUACACCUCCGGCGUUGGAGAUCGUCCGUCGCCGCGCUCGUCACCAACGCCGAAGGCUUCACCGCGCUUCACCGCGCCAGCGAACAACGACCGCCUCUACAGCCCGUGACGUGCAGCACGCCGGCUUUCUCCCCCUCUCCCUCCCACGCCACUACACGACGUGAGUAACAUCCUGACACACGUGACUCCAUCUUGUCCACGAACAGCAACGUGGCUCCUUUUUUUAACUGAACGGGUAAAACCGUGAACUGCAAGUGGACAUAAUACUGAGGGAGCAGUGUGAAUAAUUACAUUAGACUUUAUUGUACACAAAGUAAUAAUACAACAGUGCAACAAACUAGGAGAAUAAAAGGUGGACUUUUGAAUAUUAGAUUAGAUUAGUCUGUUGCCUCACUCCUCUGUGUGUCACCUUCCAGGGACCAGCGACCUCAACUUCCAGCUGUACCUGCUGGAGGGCCUGACCCGGUGGAAUGAGGACCGCGGACGAGCCUCGGUGGAGGGGGGGGGGCACCCAGCAGCCACAAAGUAGACUCCGUCAACGCGCUGUCCCAAAGACUGUACGGCAUCCGGCUGGUGGACAGCUACACCCGGACACGGGAGUACACAGGGGAGCUGGUAGGGGUUAGCUACUUGUACUCCCAGACCGGCCGGGUGCUGCAGGACAUUCCUGAAGACGUUGACAUCCCAGGGGAGGAGGAGGAGGAGGAGGAGGAGGAGGAAGACGGCGAAGACGAGGAACGGGUAGAUGACAGCUUUCAGGAACUCCUGUUUGACACUGAGCUCCUGUCAGACUUGUCACACCCUGUGAUUCCUCAGCCUGCAGACCUCCAGGACACUGCAGAGCAGGAGUGUGUGGACUCUGAUGGAUCCCCGGGGUACCACCACGUGAUGAACCUGGCCAAGUGUCUGGUGGAGCUGCGGCGGUCGGGCCUGGUCUCCGUGGCGCACGAGGCUCGGAUCUUGUCCUUGUGGGACAAACUCCCAGAGGGAGACAAAGGCCCUUUGAGCUUUCCCCGCCGUUACAAGGACACACUUAAUAAGGGCAGGUUCUGUAAGACAAAAUCUGCUGUCCACGCAGCUUCUAGCGUUGCCGAGGGGUUGCAGAGCAUGAGGCGUCAGGGCAGCGGUCCCUCCUCCAAUCCUGACUCCAGCAGGUUGGUGGAGGCCAUCUGCAUUCUGCUGUGUCGGCUCCAGCCUCAGGGCUGCUCCCUGGCCGGAGCUCGGAUCAGCCGCUGGACUCUGAUCCUCAGAAACUAUUGCACCAUCAGAGACAGCGUGCUGGCUAAUCCGAGCCUCCGAACCAAGCUGCAGCUCUUCGAAGUCAACCAGCGGACGCUCAUACAGUGGUUCAACUGGAGGAAGGGGACCCAGGAAGGUCACGUCCUCCAAAUAGGCAUCCCAUCCGCCAGCUGUUCACUGUUGGCCCGACAACCUGCGCUGCCUCCCAUGGACCCACUGCCUCCCAUGGACCAGCACCCCCCAGCCCUCACCAUCCAGCCGCGCCCCUCCCAGGUGACACCACCUCCUCCUCCUGCCGCUGCUGCUGCUGCUGCUCAUCCUCCUCCUCACCCUGCUGCUCAUCCUCCUCCUCCUCCUCACCCUGCUGCUCAUCCUCCUCCUCCUCCUCCUCCUCACCCUGCUGCUCAUCCUCCUCCUCAUCCUGACCAUGCUGCUGCAUUGGCUGCUAUGGCUGCUGCAUUGGCUGUUUUGGGUGGUGCUCCUCUGCCGCGUCUCCCAGCAGGACCUCCUCCACCUCCCGUGCCGAGGACCACACAGUGGCAGCGGCGACAGCGGGAGAAGAAGAGGCAGGAGGCAGAGGGAACGGGCGAGGAGUACAGAUUGAAGCAGCCCUACUCCUCUGUCUGCAGCCUCUGUCUGCAGCCAAAGACCAAACAGUUUGGUCACAGCCGCUUUUUUAGCAAAAAGGCAAAGACAAUGCAUCACUUUUGCCAGCGCUCCUCGGGUGGAAGAAGUGUGGAGGAGUGGCUGCAGGAGAAGAGGAGGGAGGAAGCAGAGAAGUGAUGUGUGUGUGUGUGCGCA
Molecule: messenger RNA, 4356 nt
Organism: Pungitius pungitius (ninespine stickleback)
Lineage: Eukaryota; Metazoa; Chordata; Actinopteri; Perciformes; Gasterosteidae
Product: cyclin-dependent kinase inhibitor 1C-like
Exons: 7
Coding region: 3205-4338 (377 amino acids)
Source: RefSeq, a predicted model, not a curated record